This is a messenger RNA of Mustela erminea (ermine), 936 nucleotides long. RefSeq names its product spermatogenesis associated 4 (gene SPATA4). Lineage: Eukaryota; Metazoa; Chordata; Mammalia; Carnivora; Mustelidae. The record is from RefSeq and is a predicted model, not a curated record. Gene Ontology annotation, molecular function: microtubule binding. Gene Ontology annotation, cellular component: axoneme. Gene Ontology annotation, biological process: regulation of cytoskeleton organization; negative regulation of execution phase of apoptosis.
UGCUGCCAUAGCAACUCAGAAAGCGACAUGGCUGCCGCCGGCCUGGGACGAGGGUUUUUGAUACAGCCGGCGGCAGCCCUGCCCAAGUCACCGUCAUUUUCGCUACAGCCAGCUGCUCCCACCCGAGGGAAGCCUAAGAAAUGUCUGGUCUAUCCUCAUCCACCGAAGAGCUCCCGCCUGUCUCGGUCGGUUCUGCGCUGGCUGCAGGGCCUGGAUCUCACUUUCUUCCCCAGGAACGUCAACAGGGAUUUUUCAAAUGGUUUCCUGAUUGCAGAAAUAUUCACUAUAUAUUAUCCCUGGGACCUUAAAUUGUCAUCCUUUGAAAAUGGAACUUCUUUGAAAGUCAAGUUGAAUAACUGGGCACUGUUGGAGCAGUUCCUGGCAAGAAAAAAAUUUAAAUUAUCUAAAGAGCUAAUCCAUGGAACAAUUCAUUGCAAAGCUGGAGUACCUGAAAUCCUGAUUCAAGAGGUUUAUACCUUGUUAACACAUCGAGAAAUUAAAAGCAUCCAGGACGACCUCGUAAAUUUCACAGACUAUAGUUACCAGAUGCAUUUGCCCCUGGUUCCUCGGUCUACAGCUUCAAAGUCAAUUAAAAAUAACAUCAGGUUAUCCGAAAUGAUAAGCAAUCCCAACAUACUUAGCAAUGAACUUAAAGUAGAGUUCCUCUUGCUUUUACAAAUGUUGCAAAGAAAAUUGAGCAGAAAAUUGAAUCCAAAAUGGUUUGAGGUCAAACCAACAGUGGGAGAACUUACUCUCAGUCGUCUUCCUCCCCAAGUCUCUGGGUGCAAGCACAAGGCCAUGAUUUCAAGGGAAGGCGUUGCUCCUGUUUUACGAAAUACAGGUGCUGGUGGCAAUCCACUUAAGACGUGUGUGAAGCAAGCUGGAAGAUGUUCUUUUGAAUCUGCCAGGAAAUCUAUCAGAAACGAGGAAAAGUAA